This is a messenger RNA of Nematolebias whitei (Rio pearlfish), 1947 nucleotides long. RefSeq lists its product as uncharacterized. Gene Ontology annotation, molecular function: zinc ion binding. The transcript has 8 exons. Lineage: Eukaryota; Metazoa; Chordata; Actinopteri; Cyprinodontiformes; Rivulidae. The record is from RefSeq and is a predicted model, not a curated record. The coding region runs from base 413 to 1924 and encodes 503 amino acids.
ACCGUUUCCCCGCAUCCCCCGCUCAGGUUUAGUUCAAUGUCCGUGACUCUGUCCGGCAGGUGAGCGUUCUGACUUUUCUGUCAAAUACCGAAAACUCCAGAUGGAUAAUCUAAACAUGAGAUGAGCGGGGACUUUACUCGGACACCAGCGGACUGGUUGUGGACUCAGUGGGAGACAAAAAAAAAAAAAAAAAAAAGACAAGAGGGAGACAGAGAGCUAAACCCGGAGGUAGCGUUUCCACGUUAGCCCCGGCAGGACAGCAGCUGCACCGCGGCGGUUCGGAGCUUCGAGACCGAUACACGACACCUUCACAGCUGGGGGAAACAGGACUCCCGUGUUUUUACGAAGCUAACGCGUGUAACUUCCACGCUGUUAAGCUCAUUUCUCUUAAGACCACAGCCAGUAAAGUGUCAUGGCCUCAGCCCUGUCUGAUCAGGGCAGUGUCCUGCAGGAGGAGCUCACCUGUCCUGUGUGCCUGGACCUGUACCGGGACCCCCACCUUCUUCCAUGUGGCCACAACUUCUGCAAGACCUGCCUGGACCGCCUGAAGCGCCAGGCGGAUCGAGGUCGCCUCCGCUGUCCGGAGUGCCGCGACAGCCACCGCUCUAGCACCGCCUUCCAGAAAAACUUCAAACUGGCCAACAUCGCUGACGACUACCGCCGCAGGCGUCGAGCAGCUGCCGCAGCUGCCACAGCUGGCACAGCUUUAAAUUUACCUUCUCAGACUGUACCUCAAGUCAGAGCGGUCUUUGCUAUUCAGUGUGACUACUGUCCUUCAGUGGCCGCGGAGGCUUCAGCGUUAAGUGUUUCCGGGGACGGAUCUUCUUCUGCUUUGCUAGAUGGAGACGACAAGCAGGAAGCUGCCGCUAGGUCUGGGUUAGCGGUCAAAACAUGUCUCAAAUGUGAGGUGUCCAUGUGCCAGGAGCACAUAAAGCCACACCUGGAGCUGCCGGCGUUCCGCGAACAUCCUCUUACUGACCCCGUGAAUGACUUCUGGAAGAGGAAGUGCCCAGAUCACGACGAGAUCUACAGGUACUACUGCAUAGAGGACAAGAUAUGUGUUUGCAACGCCUGCACCAUAGAGGGAGGACACGUAGGACACACGAUCAAAACCCUGAAGAACACAAUGAAGGAUCUCAAGGGCUCACUGGACAAGCACCUGUACAAGCUGGAAAGGAAGUUCAGCCAGGCCGAGAAAAAACUCCAGGAGCAGAAGGAAAAGGAGAGACAAAAUAAGAGGUUCAUGGAGGACGCAGAGCAGCACUUGACUCAGGUGGAUCAGGAGAUGAAGGCCAAAGUCCAGCAUUUCAUCGUCACAUUGCGAGAACUCACUCGCUCUCAGUGCGACACCAACGGGUCGGCGAUUCAGGAGAACAUCUCUAGGAUCCGUCAGGACCAGGCUCGUCUCCUGGAGGUCCGCUGUGGCUUCGAAAGUCUCAUGCAGGAAAACGACCCUUUCCGCUUCCUUGAGGUGUACAAGACAACAGGAAAACAUUGCCGCAGACAGCUGAAGAAAAACUUAUUCUAUCCAGAGUACGUUGAAAUGGAGACGGAAAUUCUUGGAGUGAAGAUGGAGGAGGAGAUGGAAAAAUUCAUGGACGAUUUGCCUCACCAGAUUGUUACCACCAUCAACUCUUUGUGUCAACUGUCAGAUGCUGAAGAAGAAGAGGAACAUGAAGAUAAUGAGGAAGUAACUGCGGAGGAGGACGAUGAUGAUGAUGAUGACGAUGACCUCGAUGAAAGCAGCGAGGAGGAAAUGAGGAGUGAAGGCGAGGAGGAACCAGGUGAUGAAAAUGAGCUGAAUGAUGACCACUUUAGCUCAUGGGAGGAAGAGGAGGAGGAAGGAGAGGAAGAGGAGGAAGAGCAGGAGGAUGAUGAAGAGAGCGAGGAUGAAGAGGACGAUGAAGAAGAGAGAGCGAUUUGAUUGAGGCAUUUGUUUGUAUGCAG